Messenger RNA from Perkinsus marinus ATCC 50983, 420 nucleotides. RefSeq lists its product as hypothetical. Bases 1 to 420 code for a protein of 139 amino acids. The transcript has a single exon. The record is from RefSeq and is a predicted model, not a curated record. Lineage: Eukaryota; Perkinsozoa; Perkinsida; Perkinsidae.
AUGGUGGUCCCUCGGUAUGUGGAGAAGAUCAAUGAAGUCCCGGUACCUCAAGUGGUGCGGAAGUAUGUUGAUAAGAUCAUCGAGGAGACUCAAGUCCAACGCGUUGAACGUGUUGUGGAGGUGCCUCAAGUACAGACUGUUGACCGCUAUGUCGAAGUGAAUCAGACUGAAGUGGUGGCUGGUGAGAGUAAGAAGCGCAAUAAGCAGCUUGAAACUAUCUACUUGGACGGAGGGGUCGAGCGUGUGCAAGUACGAGAGAAUCUCAACCCGAACAUGUUAGGUGGAGACCUCACACAUUCAGCUCAAACAGUCCUCGCCCCACCCAUGGGAGCAGCAGGCGGGCCGAUGUCUCGGUCUCAGCGUUCUGCUACUCCGGUGGCUAAUUUAGACUAUGGCAUGGGCAUGCAAAAUCUGGCAUAA